CACGAGCUCUAGUGUACUUGACGCCUACUAAUAACAAUCUAAAUUUGUUAUUCUCUGCCCGCAAUAAUCUACCUCACGAGCUAACUUGCAUAUUUGUAUAUUAAUGCGUGAAUUACUUUUAUUUAUCAAUAAAACCAUGUUUGGUAAAUUCCCUAUUUGACGUAUCUGUCUUUUUACUUAAGUUUUAACAAUCUCGUAACUAUUUAUGAAUUUCACGUAUUGCAUUAUGUAGUAAUUAAAAUGAUUUUAACUAUUUAUUUAUAUUCUUUUUCUUUUUCUUUUAUUAAUAAAAUAUACUCUGUAUUUUAACUUUGAAGGGCUAUCGUAUAAAUUUAUCACAUUGAAUUUUUUAAUUUACGAAAAUGUGAAUUAGCUAACUUGCAAAUUUGAAAGUGAAGAAGUUAUAUUUUUAUUCAUAAAUCAUUUUGUUAAUGACUUGUGCAGUUGUACAUUUUGAGAACCAAUAUCUUGUGGGAGGAAACACUGUUGAAAUAUGAACAGACAGCGAGCAUUUUCGUAAAGCACUUUUCUUCUCAGACCUUUCACUAUAAAACAGUGGCUACCCAUUUUCACAUGUGCAUGCUUGAAAAAAUGAAGGAUUAUUGUACAAUAUCCUCUUCUUCUUCUUCAUUUCUACCCAUUGUUUAUCUUUCUCUUCUCAUCAUCUGUCUCUCGGCACCGCCUCCUUCCGCCGCGGCCCGGCCGCGUUGCAACUCAAAUGACAAAAAGGCCCUCCUCCAAAUCAAGAAAGAUCUGGGCAAUCCCUAUCAUUUGGCCUCGUGGGACCCAACGACGGACUGCUGCAGCUGGUACGUCGUGAAAUGCGACCGACUCACCGGCCGCAUCACCGCCCUCACCGUCUUCCAGGCCGAUUUCGCCGGCCGAAUCCCGGCGUCCGUCGGCGGUCUCCCCUACCUCACGCAGCUGAUGUUUCAUCACGUUCCCAAUCUCACCGGAACCAUCCCGCCGUCCAUCACUAAGCUCACGCGCCUUACUUCUCUGGACAUUAGCUGGACGAGUCUCUCCGGCCAAAUCCCGGCGUUCCUGAGCCAGCUGAAGAACCUGACGUACCUCGACCUUUCCUUCAACAACUUCACCGGACCCAUCCCGGAAUCUCUCGGCGAGCUCCGGAAUCUCGGGGCACUCCACUUGGACAGGAACAAACUCACCGGACCCAUCCCGGAAUCCUUCGGGAAAUUCUCGCCGGCGCCGGAUCUGUACCUCUCCCACAACCAACUGACCGGAAAACUGCCGGCGUCCUUCGGGAAUCUUGACUUCGAGAGGAUAGAUCUGUCCCGGAACAGACUGGAAGGCGACGCGUCGAUCUUGUUCGGGAAAAGCAAGAACGCCCAGACAAUAGAUCUGUCGAGAAACGCGUUCCAGUUCGAUUUCUCCAAAGUGGAGGGGUUCUCGAAAAGCUUGAUCGCGCUGGAUCUGAACCACAACCAGAUCACAGGGACUCUGCCGGCGGCGCUGACGGCGGCAGAAAACCUGCAGCAGUUCAACGUGAGUUACAACAGACUGUGCGGCGAGAUUCCUAAAGGGAGGCUGCAGACGAGUUUCGACAAGUAUUCAUACUUCCACAACAAGUGCUUGUGCGGUUCUCCACUCCCGCCGUGUUAAUUGGCUUCUCCGGCCGGUUCAUCAGUUCUAAUAAUGGGGAAUGCUAUAGUACCCAUAAAAAUUGAGGGAAUAGCUCUGUGGCGAAGCCGCUUCAAUUUAAUUAAUCACUAUGCAUUGAAUGGCGUUUAGCCAUUAAUAAAUUUGUUUUAAAAUUAUGAUUGUGUUUGUGAUAAGACAUGGUUCAUUGGAGCUUUUCCAGACUGUUAGGCUGUUCACUAGGAGGACAUGCCAGACCCUCUCAACAAAGUAAGGGUGUUGAUCAUCUUUCAAAGGAUUAGCAUAAAAAACACAUGCUGAUGUUAGUGUUACUACCUCGGAUAAAUCACAAAAACAAGGGAAGGGAAAGGUUAUUGAAGUUGUCACAAAAGAAGGAAUACCAUAGUACUUUUUAGCAAAACGAGUUAUUCAAGAGGGGGGAAUCUUUCAAAUCUUGGAGAAGAGGUGCUCAAGAAGGAGGUUACUAAUAGAGCAAUUAAUACUUUAAUUAGGUUUCCUUAAAUAUUAAGUUUCCUAUUGUAUUCAGAACAUUAUUUAUUAUAUAUAUGGCACCUAGGGCUACUUAUUGGGUAAGCCUUUCUAUUAU
Molecule: messenger RNA, 2206 nt
Organism: Cuscuta epithymum
Lineage: Eukaryota; Viridiplantae; Streptophyta; Magnoliopsida; Solanales; Convolvulaceae
Source: the annotation of a GenBank genome assembly